AGGGUGUGUGUGUGUGUGUGUGCAGGAUGAACCCUGCCGCUCAGCCGCUCCCGGUGCAGGAUGUUCAGGGUGAUGCGCGCUGGAUCUCACAGCAUGAUCGCUUUGUGCAGGAGUGUAAGGACGCAGAACCAGACGUGCUGUUUAUCGGAGACUCCAUGAUUCAGCUGAUGCAGCAACACGAGGUCUGGAAGGAUCUGUUCUCUCCGCUGCAUGCGCUCAACUUCGGUCUGGCCGGAGACACGACCUGCAACGUUCUCUGGAGGAUCCAGAACGGCGAGCUGCAGAACAUCCAGCCGAAGGUGGUGGUUCUGUGGGUCGGCACCAAUAAUCACCAGCACACAGCAGAGCAGGUGUCAGGAGGAGUGACGGCCAUCACACAGAUCCUCAUCUCACAGCUCCCUCGAGCCAAGAUCAUCGUGCUGGGUCUUCUUCCUCGUGGAGAGCAUCAGAACCCGAUGCGUGAGAAGAAUGCGGCGGUGAAUGAGUUAUUGCGCUCGUCUGUACUGCGGCUCGGCCAAGCUCAGUUUCUGGACGUCAGCGCUGAGUUCGUCCAAUCAGACGGAAGUAUCUCAAAACAUGACAUGUUUGACUUCCUGCAUCUGACAGCGGCUGGAUAUCAAACCCUCAGCAAACCUCUCCACGACCUUCUGCUGCAGACACUGGAGGAAACCACAGCUGCUAAAUAGACUUCUGUCAGCGCACCGCACACAUACACAGUCUUAUAUGUACAGAGUUUGUGUUCAUACAGCUUCUCCACAAAAUCAAGCGUCGUUUGAGUCAUGAUUGUUGAUUUGUUUGAUCAUGAUUGGCAUGAUUGUUUUACACAUAAUGUUGCCAAAGCACCCAUACAGAUAUGUUCUCUUCCUCCAAAUGUUCUUACUGUAACCCGUGUAAACAUACACAUAUCAUUGUCUGUUAAAAACUCUCUAUCAUAAUAAAAUAUUAAAUAAAAGCUUUUAAAUGUGUGAACUGUAUAGGCAGUUAUGAAAUCACUGCUUUUAUCGAUGAAUUGUAUAUUUAGUGUAGUGCCGUCAAAUGAUUAAUCG
Molecule: messenger RNA, 1046 nt
Organism: Sinocyclocheilus grahami
Lineage: Eukaryota; Metazoa; Chordata; Actinopteri; Cypriniformes; Cyprinidae
Product: platelet-activating factor acetylhydrolase IB subunit beta
Exons: 5
Coding region: 27-686 (219 amino acids)
Cellular component (GO): cytoplasm
Molecular function (GO): platelet-activating factor acetyltransferase activity
Source: RefSeq, a predicted model, not a curated record